AGGUAUCGGUCUUGGUGUUCUGGUACGGGAAUAUGGAAAGCUUUCAAAUCUGGACAAAGUUUAUUUUGCUUUUCCUGGAGAGAUUCUGAUGCGGAUGUUAAAACUCAUCAUUUUACCAUUGAUAGUAUCCAGCAUGAUCACAGGUGUUGCAGCUCUGGACUCAAACGUAUCUGGAAAAAUUGGUCUUCGAGCUAUUGUGUAUUACUUUUGCACCACAGUCAUAGCAGUUGUUUUAGGAAUUGUACUGGUGGUGAGCAUCAAACCAGGUGUGUCUCAAAGUGCUGAAGAUAUCGACAGAACAGGAAGUACUCCAGAAGUAACUACAGUUGAUGCACUACUUGAUCUGAUUAAGAAUAUGUUUCCAGAAAAUCUGGUCCAGGCAUGCUUCCAGCAGUACAAGACCAAGAGAGAAGAGGUGAAUCCAACAAAAGAUCCUGACAAGAACAGUACAAUUGAGAAGAAUAGCACUCUAGAUUUGUUUGCGACAGAACAACAGAACCAAACAAAGGAAUACAAGCUUGUUGGCGUCUACACCGAUGGAGUGAAUGUCUUGGGUCUUAUUGUCUUCUGCCUUGUAUUUGGGAUUGUCAUUGGGAAAAUGGGAGAAAAAGGUCAAAUUCUGGUGGACUUUUUCAACGCAUUGAAUGAAGCGACAAUGCAAAUAGUUCAGAUUAUCAUGUGGUACAUGCCCCUUGGUAUCUUGUUUUUAAUUGCGGGGAAGAUCAUUGAAGUUAACGACUGGGAAAUAUUCCGCAAACUAGGACUUUACAUGGCAACUGUACUCAGCGGACUUGCCAUCCAUUCUGUUGUUAUUUUGCCACUAAUAUAUCUUGUGAUAGUUCGAAAGAAUCCUUUCAAAUUUGCAAUGGGCAUGGCUCAGGCUCUACUGACAGCACUCAUGAUAUCAUCUAGUUCAGCAACGUUACCUGUAACUUUCCGCUGCGCUGAAGAAAAGAAUAGGGUGGACAAAAGGAUCACAAGAUUUGUUUUACCAGUAGGCGCCACAAUCAACAUGGAUGGCACAGCUCUGUAUGAGGCAGUGGCUGCAGUCUUCAUCGCACAGUUAAAUGACAUGAAUCUAGAUGUCGGUCAAAUUGUCACAAUAAGUGUAACGGCAACAGCAGCCAGUGUGGGAGCUGCAGGAGUACCACAGGCCGGCCUGGUUACCAUGGUGAUCGUUCUGAGCGCCGUGGGUCUUCCAGCUGAGGAUGUCACUCUUAUAAUAGCUGUUGACUGGCUUUUGGAUCGAUUUAGGACCAUGGUAAAUGUUCUUGGUGAUGCUUUUGGAACUGGAAUAGUAGAGAAGCUCUCCAAGAAAGAACUGGAACAAAUGGAUGUCUCAUCACAAGUGAACAUUGCUAAUCCCUUUGCCAUUGAUCAAGGUAUACUUUCAAAUGAAGACGAAGACGAUGAAGGGAAGAAGUCCUAUGUGAAUGGAGGAUUUGCGGUAGAUAAGUCAGAUGCUAUAUCUUUCACCCAGACAUCACAGUUCUAA
This is a messenger RNA of Staurois parvus, 1495 nucleotides long. The record is from the annotation of a GenBank genome assembly. Lineage: Eukaryota; Metazoa; Chordata; Amphibia; Anura; Ranidae.